Molecule: messenger RNA, 812 nt
Organism: Chenopodium quinoa (quinoa)
Lineage: Eukaryota; Viridiplantae; Streptophyta; Magnoliopsida; Caryophyllales; Amaranthaceae
Exons: 3
Coding region: 119-457 (112 amino acids)
Source: RefSeq, a predicted model, not a curated record
AGGAAGCAAGAAUGAAGAGAAGAACAAAGAAGAAAAAAAUGAGAACAAGAAAGGGAAACAAGGAGAAGAAAAAGGAGAAGAAAAGACACGGAAAAAAAGAGGAAAGGAUAAGCUUCCAAUGUACUUGCGUUCACCUUUCAUGGUUGAACAUGAAAAACUUUUCAAGAAUGUGGACAAUAGAAAGGUAGCUGAGUAUGCGUUUGCUCAAGGAGAUAAUAAGGAGCUUUUGUAUGCUGAUAACAUGGGGACAACGAUUACGAGAGAUGAGAUUCAUAGUCUCAUAGAAGAUAAGCACAUGUUGAACAAUGUUGUGGAUGCUUAUGUUUGCCUAUUGAAUUUUGAAAAUAAAAGACGUGGUGUAGACAAGAAGAGUAGAUUCUUUUUCAGUACUGAAUGCUAUGUAUGUUUUCGGAUCCUUUUGCAUGGAGUUCACUUAUAUAUCGACUGUGCAUUUUAAUGGAUCCUUUAGAACAUAGGGGUUGUUAAUUGGUUAGGGGUUGUUAGUAGUGAACUUGUGAUUGCAGGGCUGAAAACAAACUUUAGACCAUAGGUAGAAAAAAUUUGGAACAUAAGAAAAAAUUAGAACAUAGGUUGAAAUAAUUUAGAACAUGGGCUGAAAAUAAACUCAAUCAAACCUUAUCAUGUUUCUGUUUCAUUUGUCUUUUAAAUUUCUAGUUUACUCAUUCUAUUUUGGGUUUUUCACUCUCUAGCAUGUUCUAAACUAUUUUUCAGCAUAUUCUAAAUUAUUCCUAUGUUCAAAAAUAUAAUAAUAAUGUUGGAAUGUUACUAAUGUUUUUGAUUUCUUAAUGUUG